AUGUUCAAAACUCCCCACACUCCCCUAGAGGCACCGGGUAGAGCCUAGCCGAACGGCAAUCCUGUCUGUAGUCUUGGAGUAGGGGCUGAUAGGCAUGCUACACAAAAAGAGAAGCUGGCCACGCUCAGACAGCUAUAAAAAGGGCCACCCUUCCCGGCCCCCAGGCUGUUGCCCGAUGUAACCUUUUUUUCUUUUCUACACCAAGGCUUUUCAACAAUGUCGCUGCCCGCCAACCCCACUUUCGACAACCUGACGCCCGAGAUGGUGGCCAAGACCAUCGACCACGCGCUGCUCAAGCCCGAGAUGACUGUCGACGAGGUGCUCGCCGGCUGCCAGCUCUGCGCCAAAUACAACACUGCCAGCGUCUGCGUCAAGCCCUGCGACGUCAAGCUGGCCGCCGAUGCCCUGCGCGGCACCACCGUGGACGUGGGCACGGUGAUCGGCUUCCCGCACGGCAACACGCCCUCCUCUGUGAAGACUUUCGAGGCCCUGCAGGCGAUCGAGGACGGCGCUGUCGAGCUCGACAUGGUGCUCAACAUUGGCCAUCUCAAGUCCGGCCGCCACGACGAGAUCCGUGACGAGAUCCGCAGCCUGACCAGCGCGGCCAAGGCCAAGAUGCCCGAGGUUGUGAUCAAGGUCAUCUUCGAGUGCUCGCUGCUCACCGAUGAGGAGAAGGUUGUUGCAUGCAAGCUGACGGAGGAGGCUGGUGCCGAUUACGUCAAGACGUCCACGGGAUUCAGCACUGGCGGUGCGACCAUCCCGGAUCUGAAGCUGAUGCGGGCGAACACGACCAAGGGCAAGACGUUCGUCAAGGCGUCGGGUGGCGUGCGCACGCUGGAUUACCUGAUCGAGUGCUUGCAGGCUGGUGCUGACCGGAUUGGUGCCUCGGCUACUGACCAGAUCAUCGACGAUAUGCGGGCACGCAAGGCUGCCGCGCAGCAGUAGCCACGCUUCUAAUGUUUGCCAUCUAAUAAGACCACUCUCUCUUGCACAGGAUGCUAGACGCCCCCCUGCAGACGGCGUGAACCCCCUGCAGACGGCGUGGACCCCCUACACAGUU
Molecule: messenger RNA, 1060 nt
Organism: Linderina pennispora
Lineage: Eukaryota; Fungi; Kickxellomycota; Kickxellomycetes; Kickxellales; Kickxellaceae
Product: deoxyribose-phosphate aldolase
Exons: 1
Coding region: 217-945 (242 amino acids)
Biological process (GO): deoxyribonucleotide catabolic process; carbohydrate catabolic process
Cellular component (GO): cytoplasm
Molecular function (GO): deoxyribose-phosphate aldolase activity
Source: RefSeq, a predicted model, not a curated record